Megalops cyprinoides (Indo-Pacific tarpon) is the source of this 1472-nucleotide messenger RNA. It is a transcript of the gene rpp21, whose product is annotated as ribonuclease P 21 subunit. The coding region runs from base 368 to 1012 and encodes 214 amino acids. Gene Ontology annotation, biological process: tRNA 5'-leader removal. Gene Ontology annotation, cellular component: nucleolar ribonuclease P complex. Lineage: Eukaryota; Metazoa; Chordata; Actinopteri; Elopiformes; Megalopidae. The record is from RefSeq and is a predicted model, not a curated record. The transcript has 5 exons.
AAGGAGCUAAUCUCGCCAGGUCGCCAGCUAAAUUAAAUUUACUUAAACGUACACAUUUCGGUGAUAGGUACAUUUACAGCAUAUCUCAAAUGUUUUCCCCAAGGCUUACAAGAUGCAAAAUCUAGUGUAAAGGAAAACAGAGGUUAUAUAUAUAUAUAUAUAAAUAUAGCUAGCUAAUACAGGAAGUGUCUAGCUUCACGAAGUUGUAAUGCUGAAAGAUUCGGCGUUAUAAAGGGGAUUGUAAUCAAUCGGUAGCUUGUUAGCCAGCUGGCGACGUAGAGAGACACGUUUGAAAUGAGUAUGUGUCGCACUCGCUAGCAUUUACGUGCAUAUCUGUGACUUCAAGCGGCGUCUUUUAGGCCAUCUUAUGUUGAUGAAACACGCAUAUAAUCCAACGAUGGCAGGAAAUAUCAAGGAUAAAGAAGCAUUUCAGAGACUCAACUUUCUUUAUCAGGCUGCACACUGUGUAUUGGCCCAGAAUCCAGAGAAUGUGGAGUUGGCCCGCUUCUACAGUUACACGCAGAGGACCAUAUCCAAACGUCUUGUUCUGAGACAGGACCCUUCUGUGAAAAGAACAAUGUGUAAGAAAUGCUACUCACUAUUGGUGCCUGGAGUCACUGCAACAGUAAGACAGAGAAAAAGCCGAAAGAGGGAGUGCAGAACCCUGGUGCGGUGCCUCAGCUGCGGGCAGACAAGGCGGUUCCUCAAUGACCCGGAGCACCGUCUGUGGGUGGACCAGCCCGAGGCCCAGCUGGAGAACCAGACACAGACCGGGGCCUUCAUCCAAAGAGACGGAGAAGGGGAAAACUGCAAGUGGGCCCGCCACCUCACAGAGAGCCAGCUCAGUCUCAGAGCCCAAGACGUGAUCACUGUGGCCUCCACGGCUUCUUCCUCACCUCAGAGACAUUGGGCCUUGUUCACUAAAUGUCUCAUACCAUUAAGUGCACCUUUUCAUAUGACAGCUGGAAGAAAAAAAAAUCUAAAGUUUGAUUUGUCAGAUAGUGAUGCUUAAACAGGUUUAUGAAUAAUACACAGAUAUUUUUAGAUUUUCAGAUGCAUGCCUGCUUUUAGUUUGCAUCAUGUUUUUUGAACCAUUGAAUGAAUGAACCAUUGUGCACCUUAUGAGGUCCAAUGACAUUUAUAUUUAAAUGGUGUCUGUUGUAACACAAUAUGACACUGUGUCCAGAAAAUCUACUGUCUGCAUUCUGUGUAACAGUAUGUUUGGGUGAAAAUGUCAACUGUUUAUUUGCCAUCUUUAGAGCAUAGAAGAUGACAUGGGAAUGGAGCAGAGGAAUUUAAUGGGGGGUGACAGUUACUGUAAUUGAGAAUAAAUGUUUUGAUUAUAUUUGCAUUUUGGCAGUGCUUCAAAUUAACAUAGGCCUUUUAGCCCCUAUCAUUCAAAAUUCAAAGUGAUAUUGAUGUCCACUAACCAUGCCCUUUUUUUUUGUUUUUUUUUUUACAUUUUUAGUUGA